CACGCAUGAAAGACGCCGCCGCCGCCUCCGUCAGAGCCAUGGAGGAGCCAGAGCCGGAGUGCAGCUGCUCGGCAAGCAGGCACGAGUGCAGAUUUGAAGAUGCUACUUGCAAGAUACCUGAAUCUGAUACUGAAGACUUAUCUGAUGAAGCAAAUACUGAAACUUUCUAUGGAACCUCCCCUCCUAGCACACCACGGCAGAUGAAACGCCUGUCAACAAAACAUCUGAAAAGUAACAUUGGCAAACUUACCAAUCGUUCUGCUUCGAAAGAGAAAAUGAGCUCACCCAACCAGCUGCCUAACAAAGAUAAUAUUAAAAUCUCCGAGAACACAGAAGAGCACAGCUAUAAGCAGGGGAAAAAGCUCCGAGCCACCUUAAGGACAACUGAGAGGGAUCAUAAGAAAAACGUACAGUGUUCGUUCAUGUUGGACUCGGUCGGUGGGUCCUUACCAAAAAAGUCAAUUCCGGAUGUUGAUCUCAAUAAGCCUUACCUCAGCCUUGGCUGCAGCAAUGCUAAGCCUCCAGUAUCUGUACCCGUGCCUAUAGCCAAAACUACACGCCAGACGUCUCGUACCGAUUACCCAGCAGACCGCUUAAAAUUUUUUGAGACCCUGCGGCUGUUGUUAAAGCUUACCUCAGUUUCCAAGAAAAAGGACAAAGAGCAGAAAGGACAGGAAAGCACUUCCUCUGUUGAAUUAAACCGAUCCAACGAACUAAUCUGGCUUGAGCUGCAGGCGUGGCAUGCGGGGCGGACUAUUAAGGACCAAGACUUCUACUUGUACACAGCUCGUCAAGCCAUCCCUGAUAUUAUUAAUGAAAUUUUUACUUUCAAGGUAAACUAUCGGAACCUCUCCUGUGUGGGAAAUGGAGCUAGUCUUAAUGGUACGUCGGCAAGACAAUGUAAAGCAGCCCAUGGAGCUAAUGUAAUGGGUUACUCAAGCUAUCACGAGCACCUCCAUCGCCAGCGGGUCUCUUUUGAACAGGUAAAGCGGAUAAUGGAGCUGCUAGAAUACGUAGAAGCACUUUAUCCAUCUCUGAAGGCCCUUCAAAGUGACUAUGAAAAAUAUGCUGCAAGGGAUUUUCAGGACAGGGUGCAGGCACUUUGUCUUUGGUUAAACAUUACAAAAGAUUUAAAUCAGAAACUAAGGAUUAUGGGGACUGUUUUGGGCAUCAAGGAUCUUUCUGACAUUGGCUGGCCAGUGUUUGAAAUCCCUUCUCCUCGUUCGUUCAGGGACAAUGAUCUAGAGGAUGAAGUUUACAAUGAAGACGACGACGACGAUGAUGAUAGGGUAACCUCAGGUGCGUGCACAGAGGAAAGUGAAGAUGAAGAACAAAUCUCUGAGGAGAAUGUGGAGGAACUUAGACAAGCCAUCCGAAAUAAUCUUGCCAAUAAGGCAAAUUUUGAUUUUGAGGCACAGGACCAUUUGUCAAGAAAGCUUGAUAGGCUUGAAUCUGAAGAUGACUCAACCUGCUGGGCAGUUACAGAGUGCAGCGGAGAGACAGGCUGCGGCAGACAUUGUUUGACCUCUAUUUAUAGGCCAUUUGUAGAUAAAGCACUGAAACAGAUGGGGUUGAGGAAGCUCAUUUUAAGACUGCACAAGUUAAUGCAUGGCUCCUUGCAGAGGGCCCGAAUGGCAUUGAUAAAGAGCGAUCAGCAGCUGGAGUUUUCUGAAUACCCAGAUCCCAUUUUAUGUUCAGAUUAUGUGCAGUUGUCAAAUUCUCCAGCUUCUUCAGAUCAAAAAUGCAGUACUGUAUCAUGGGAAGAGUUGAAAUCUAUGGACUUGCCAUCUUUUGAACCUGCCUUUCUGGUUCUUUGCCGAGUUCUUCUCAAUGUUAUCCACGAGUGUCUCAAAUUAAGAUUGGAACAGCGGCCUGCUGGGGAGCCAUCCCUCCUGAGUAUUAAGCAGCUCGUGCGAGAGUGUAAAGAGGUUCUAAAAGGUGGCCUCCUGAUGAAGCAAUAUUAUCAGUUUAUGUUACGCGAGGUUGUAGAUGACCUUCAGAGCCACUGCAACAUUGACUCUUUCGAAGAAGACUUGCAUAAGAUGUUAAUGGUUUAUUUUGAUUACAUGCGAAGCUGGAUCCAAAUGCUACAGCAGUUACCUCAGGCAUCUCAUAGUUUAAAGAAUCUUUUGGAAGAAGAAUGGAAUUUCACCAAAGAAAUAACGCCUUAUAUACGAGGAGGUGAAGCUCAAGCUGGAAAACUAUUCUGUGACAUUGCAGGAGUACUAUUAAAAUCAACAGGAAUCUUUUUGGACUCUGGCUUACAAGAGAGCUGUAAUGAAUUUUGGGCUAGUGCUGAUGACAGUGCUGCUUCAGAUGAAAUCAGGAGGUCUGUUAUAGAAACCAGCCGGGCACUGAAAGAGCUAUUUCAUGAAGCUAGAGAGAGAGCAUCGAAAGCUCUUGGUUUUGCCAAGAGAUUAAGAAAGGACCUUGAAAUAGCUGCGGAGUUCACGUUAUCUGCCUCUGUGAGGGAUUUCCUUGUUGCUCUGAAAGCACAGCAGUACACAAAGGUACAAAUUCCUGGGCUUGAAAAUUUACAAAUCUUCAUGCCAGAUAAUUUUGCACAGGAAAAGUCUUUUAUCUUGCAGUUGCUUAAUGCAGCUGCUGGAAAGGAUUGCUCAAAAGAUUCUGAUGAGGUUGCAGGUGAACCGUUUUUACUGAUGACAAAAUACAGUGAAAAAGACCAAGAAUUUGAUGACAGCUGGAGCACUUGGGAAGGACAGCCAAUCAAAAUAGUUCCUCAAGUGGAAACUAUUGAUACACUGAGAAGUAUGCAGGUUGCCAACCUUCUUCUUGUGGUAAUGCAACCGGUUCAUCUUGUGAACCAGAGAAAAGCCUUUCAGCAGUUACUUGAAGGAUUGAUCUCUCUGCAGCAGGAGCAAACUUCCAGCCAACCAGUAAUUGCCAAAGCUUUGCAACAGUUGAAGAGUGAUGCUUUACAUCUGUGCAAUAAGAUCAGCAGUGCCAUUGAUAGAGUUGAUCAUAUGUUCACCUCUGAAUUUGAUGCUGAACUUGAUGAAUCGGAAUCUGCCACCUUGCAGCAAUAUUACAGAGAAGCCAUGAUUCAGUGUUACAACUUCGGCUUUGAGUAUCACAAAGAAGUCAUCCGACUAAUGUCUGGAGAAUUUAGACAGAAAAUAGGAGACCAGUAUAUCACUUUUGCAAGAAAAUGGAUGAAUUAUGUCCUCACUAAAUGUGAGAGUGGGCGAGGCACCAGACCCAGGUGGGCAACACAGGGGUUUGAUUUUCUUCAAGCCAUUGAACCAGCCUUUAUUUCUGCUCUGCCCGAAGACGAUUUCUUGAGUUUGCAGUCAUUGAUGAAUGAAUGUAUCGGCCAUGUUAUUGGAAAGCCUCACAGUCCUGUUACAGCUAUUCAUCGGAAUAGUCCUCGCCCCGUGAAAGUACCUCGAUGCCAUAGUGAUCCCCCAAAUCCUCACCUCAUCAUCCCAACACCUGAAGGGUUCAGGUAUGUAAAGCCUUAUCCCAAACUUUAUUACUUAUGA
Molecule: messenger RNA, 3503 nt
Organism: Protobothrops mucrosquamatus (brown spotted pit viper)
Lineage: Eukaryota; Metazoa; Chordata; Lepidosauria; Squamata; Viperidae
Gene: MAP3K4
Product: mitogen-activated protein kinase kinase kinase 4
Exons: 16
Coding region: 6-3503 (1165 amino acids)
Biological process (GO): positive regulation of stress-activated MAPK cascade; MAPK cascade
Source: RefSeq, a predicted model, not a curated record